Pyricularia grisea is the source of this 1514-nucleotide messenger RNA. RefSeq lists its product as uncharacterized. The record is from RefSeq and is a predicted model, not a curated record. Lineage: Eukaryota; Fungi; Ascomycota; Sordariomycetes; Magnaporthales; Pyriculariaceae. Bases 130 to 750 code for a protein of 206 amino acids. The transcript is spliced from 2 exons.
GCGAAAUGCACCGCAUGCAAAUCGUGAUUAUUGCGCUCCAGCACCACUACAGUCGUCAAUAAAGCCUCCAAGACUAUUCGUUCUGCUUUUACUUCCGGAAGACUAUGCUCUGCGGUAUCGAAUGAAACCAUGGAGCAAAUCGAAGAUUCUCUAUCUGAGACUCUGACUGUGCCAUCGGCACAUUCUUGUGUUUGUUGCGAAAAGAUAACGAUUGUCCAAGAUUCCAGUGGUGAUCGGGUAACGUUUGCUCAAGAUGGUACCAGCGAAGGGAUGGAGUUUUGUCUGACCUUCACCGAGGUUUUUACUCAGAUGGAACUAGGUUGCGCUUUCUUCGAGAAUUGCCUGAGAAGGAUACCGCUGUAUUCUCUUCCCAACAGACUUAGCCUUGACUUGCCAAGUAGCCCGGAUGAGCCCGACUUCGGCUUUCUCACUCUUAGCUGGUUUGACUCCGACGGCAACAUGAUCACAGACGAGGAGCAGAACGAGAUGGCCUUGUUUGCUCAGGAUGGUGACGCGGCGGGACGGAACAUCAGUAGCCGGCCACUGAACCCUGAACCUGCCCAGAAAUUUGGAUGGAUGAGGCAGCUGCUCAAAAACUGCGAAGAAAAACACUCCAACUGUGGGCGUCAAAGCUCACUGCCCGAAGAAAGGCCUUCUAGGCUGCUGGCCGUCGGUAAAACUGGCGACUCCCACGUCUUCAUCCGCGAGACCAGUGAUAAAACAUCAUUGAAAUAUGCAGCGCUGAGUUAACCUUGGGGUGAAGGUCAAGACAAAGACUUUGUGCACAGAGUCAAGACAACGAAGAGCAACCUACGAGACAGAAUGAGAGACGGAAUCCUUGUCUCUACAUUGCCAAAAACUCUGCAGGAUGCGAUCUAUUUGACUAGCGAGCUAUCUUUCCAGUACGUCUUUAUUGAUGCUCUAUGCAUCGUCCAAGACGAUGAUGUCGACAAAAAGAGGGAAUUUGCCAGAUUGGGAGGAUACUAUGACUGUUGCACUCUGCUCUUCUAUGCAGCGAGGGCGAAGCACGGCGACUCCGGAAUGCUGGGAACUCGUGACGUGAACGACAGUUACGGCGCAGUGUUCAAGCUCCCUUAUCUGAGGGCUUUCAGUGGCGUCGAAGAACGCGGCUGUAUAUUUGUUUGCGAUGGGUUUGUAUCUGAUGAUAACGAGCCCUUGGACGAGCGUGGCUGGGCAUAUCAAGAAAACAAACUUUCGCAUCGGAAGUUGAAAUUCGGCUCUAAGCAGACAUAAUGGGAGUGUGGGGAAUACCCUGCGGGCUGCGGUCAUCCGGUUGACGGAGGCUCUAUUUUUGGCGAAUGUCUGUCUAACAUCCCAUGUGGCGACAGCGACGGUCCCGAAUUCAGAGAAGAUAAGCUAAGGGAAUGGAUGGGCCACGUCGAGGAAGUGUCUCAAAACAAAUUCACUUCCUAUGACGACAAGAUCCCUGCUUUGCAUACCCUCGCAACAAAGUUUGCAGCUGAGAUGGGCUAUCAAAUGUCCGAUUUCUGGGG